CCGCAUUUGAAAUGUGGCUGUUAAUGUAAUGGCCUUUAUUAUUAUUAUCAUUGCAUUGUCGUAUCUUACUGGGAUGUAUGAAAUUUUGUUCUGUAGCCGCAACGUAUUAAAAAUUAGAUAACCUCUUUUGAAUUGUCAAAAAUAUUUGGCACUUGCUGGCAAUUGAUAUUCUAUUAAAAAGUCAACAUGGAGAUAGACAACGAAAAUGUUAUUCAAGCCGUCAUUAUAAUGGACACAUUCAACAACAAUUUUAAUCCCAUAUGUAAUGAUAAGGCAAUGGGUUUUCUACAAGUAGCUGGUGUUCCAUUGAUAGAUUAUGUGCUCGAGUCAUUAGCAUUGGGCGGAGUAGAUGAAACUAUACUGUUCUGUUGUCAAUAUGGAAAUAAAAUAAAAGAAUAUGUCAAGGAAUGUAAAGAAAAUAAAGCGUCAUGGAGUUUAACAAUGGAUGUCCAGGUGAUGAUGUCGGAUACUUGUCAGACUAUGGGUGAUGUGAUGAGAGAGUUAGACGCUGCUGCUUUACUUAAAGGCUAUUUCAUAUUAGCUGGUGUGAACAGCAUUAGCAAUAUCCAUUAUGCAACCCUAAUGGAACAGCAUAAGCAAACAUGCAAAAAAGAUAAAGGUGCAGCAAUGACUUUAAUUUACAAAAAGCUUUCUUGGGAGCAUCCUUUGAUUAGCUCUGAUAAACCACUAUUCCUUGUGGCUAAUGGAAAUACUAAUAAAGUGCUUAUGCACCAGAAAUAUAAACAGGGAUCCAAAGAAAAAACAGUCUCACUGCCAUUGGAUAUAAUUUUAAAUCAUUCUGAGGUGAAGUUGCAUCAUGAUUUAGCUGAUACAAAUAUAGCUCUGUGCUCACCUACUGUUCCACCAUUGUUCUCUGACAACUUUGACUUUCAAACAAGAGAUGACUUUAUCCAUGGAAUAUUGAUAAAUGAAGAGAUUCUGGCCAGCUCUUUGUACUACAUACUUCUAAAAUCAAAUCAAUAUGCUGCAACUGUCUCAAAUUGGAGAACAUAUCAAAUUAUAAGCCGCGAUAUACUCCACAAUUGGGCAUAUCCAUUAUCCAUAGUAUCUGGAUCAUAUCAUAAAAAUAAAUAUAUUGUUACGGGAAUGGUCAACUUUGUUGAUAAAACUGCAACAUUGAGUAGAUCAUGCGUACUGGUGGAAGAUGUAUUAAUUGGACCACAAACGCAUAUUCAUGACAACACUGUAGUAUCAAAGUCAAUUAUAGGGAAAAAUUGUGUAAUUGGUAAUAAUGUAACUAUCAAGGGAUGUCACCUUAUGGAUAAUAUAGUUGUUAAAGAAAACUGCACCAUAUUAAAUUCAUUUAUUGAUAGCAACUGUGAAAUAAAAGCAAAUGCAAGCAUGGAUGGUGCUAUUAUAGCCUUAAAUGUGACCGUAGAAGGAGCUAGUCAACUGACAGGCAGUAUAAUAGAAAGUUCAGAAAAAGAGAAAGAGAAAACACUUUUAAAAUCGACAUCAGAAAGUGGGACAGAAUGGGAGGAGUCAUCAGGAAGUGGUGAUGAAGAAAUUAUUGGUUUUCAUAAGACAUGGAGCAGCAGCGAAUCUUGUUACUCAUCUGAUAGUAGUGCUGAAUCUAUUCUACCAUCUUCUCCAAUACCUGAUGAUACAAAUAUUUUCUUACAAGAAGUUAUUGAUAGCCUUGCUAGAGGUUAUGAAGAAAAGUUGAAGUGUGACUAUUUAAUUUUAGAAAUUAAUUCAUCAAGAUAUGCAUAUAACAUACAAUUACAUGAAGUAAAUUUCUUUGUUGUGAAGGCAUUACUUAGCAUCCCAGUGAUUUCACAAAAUAAGAAUAUACUUGGAACAAUUAAGGAUAUUUUAAAAUAUUUUCGGCCAGUUUUGAACAACUAUAUUAAAACAAAGUCAUCAAUAUUCGAUUGCCUAAGGGCUAUAGAAGAUAGCUGUAUUAAAUGUGAGUGGCUUGAGAACAGAGCAGGACAAAUUGUUCAUUUAUUUUAUGAAGCAGAUGUGGUUGAUGAGGACUCACUGAUUGAAUGGCAUGAUGAGUUAAAAGAGAGUGAGAGUCCUAUUGCCAAUCAGACAUCAAUUGUCAAAUUCUUUGAUUGGCUUCAAGAAGCAAGUGAAGAAAGUGAAGAUUCUGAUUAAAAAAAUAUUUUAUUUCAUUACACAUUAUUUUAAAAUAGUAUGUACGAACAUGUAAUUCAACUAAUAUAUUGACUUAAUUUUAAAAA
This is a messenger RNA of Manduca sexta (tobacco hornworm), 2210 nucleotides long. RefSeq names its product translation initiation factor eIF-2B subunit epsilon (gene eIF2Bepsilon). Gene Ontology annotation, molecular function: translation initiation factor activity; guanyl-nucleotide exchange factor activity; translation initiation factor binding. The transcript has 11 exons. The record is from RefSeq and is a predicted model, not a curated record. Gene Ontology annotation, cellular component: eukaryotic translation initiation factor 2B complex. Bases 187 to 2124 code for a protein of 645 amino acids. NCBI's taxonomy places the organism in Eukaryota, Metazoa, Arthropoda, Insecta, Lepidoptera, Sphingidae.